Messenger RNA from Struthio camelus australis, 3081 nucleotides. Lineage: Eukaryota; Metazoa; Chordata; Aves; Struthioniformes; Struthionidae. The record is from RefSeq and is a predicted model, not a curated record.
AUGUUGGCCCACAUCUCGCUUCUCUGUGUUCUGAGCGUUGUCGUGACCCCACAGGAUGUCACACAACAAGCCCAAAUGUUUCUGACUGAGUUUAAUGUAAAAGCAGAAGAUAUCAGCUAUGAAAGCUCCCUUGCCUCAUGGAACUACAAUACCAACAUUACUGAAGAGACAGCCAUGAAGAUGAAUGAGGCAGGUGCCAAGUGGUCUGCGUUUUAUGAUGAAGCCUCGAGGAAUGCCAGCAAUUUCCCAUUAGCCAACAUUAAUGAUGAUCUCAUCAGACUGCAGAUUCAAUCUCUCCAGGACAGAGGAUCAUCUGUGCUAUCACCAGAAAAAUAUACCAGGCUGAGCACGGCACUAAAUACAAUGAGUACCAUCUACAGUACUGGGACCGUCUGUAAACUUAGUGAUCCAUUUAACUGUUUGGUGCUGGAACCAGGUCUGGAUGUUAUUAUGGCUGACAGCAUUGAUUAUCAUGAAAGACUGUGGGCUUGGGAAGGCUGGAGAGCUGGUGUUGGCAAGAUGAUGAGACCAUUAUAUGAAGAGUAUGUUGAUCUUAAAAAUGAGGCUGCGAAGCUUAAUGGUUAUUCUGACUAUGGAGAUUACUGGAGAGCAAACUAUGAGGCAGAUUAUCCGGAGAAGUAUAAAUACAGCCGUGACCAGCUGAUUGAAGAUGUGGAGAAGACAUUUGAGCAGAUAAAACCUUUAUAUGAGCAGCUGCAUGCCUACGUAAGGUACAGGCUGGAGCAGGUCUAUGGUCCAGAACUCAUCAGCUCAACAGGAUGCCUCCCUGCUCAUCUGCUCGGUGACAUGUGGGGCAGAUUUUGGACAAAUCUGUAUGCCUUGACUGUUCCCUAUCCAGCCAAACCAAACAUUGAUGUAACUUCUGCAAUGGUUAAAAAUAAAUGGGAUGCGAUGAAAAUAUUCAAAGCUGCUGAGGCCUUCUUCAGCUCCAUUGGACUCUACAAUAUGACCAAGGACUUCUGGAAUAACUCCAUGCUCACAGAGCCGACUGACAACAGGAAGGUGGUUUGUCAUCCUACAGCAUGGGAUAUGGGGAAAAAGGACUACAGAAUCAAGAUGUGCACCAAAGUGACUAUGGAUGACUUCCUGACGGCACAUCAUGAGAUGGGCCACAUCGAAUACUAUAUGGCAUACUCUCCUCUGCCUUACCUGCUGAGAAGCGGGGCAAAUGAGGGGUUCCACGAAGCUGUCGGCGAAAUCAUGUCGCUCUCUGCAGCUACGCCUCAGCAUUUGAAAUCUCUUGGCCUCUUAGAGCCAACUUUCCAAGAGGAUGCAGAAACCGAAAUCAACUUUCUGCUCAAACAAGCACUAACGAUUGUUGGAACGAUGCCUUUUACCUACAUGUUGGAGAAGUGGAGGUGGAUGGUAUUUAAUGGUAAUAUUACAAAGCAGGAAUGGAUGAAGCGGUGGUGGGAGAUGAAGAGAGAAAUAGUUGGUGUGGUCGAACCAGUCCCUCAUGAUGAAACCUAUUGUGACCCUGCAGCACUGUUUCACGUGGCCAACGAUUACUCCUUCAUAAGAUAUUACACCCGGACCAUUUAUCAGUUCCAGUUUCAGGAAGCACUUUGCAAGGCAGCUAAGCAUACUGGCCCUCUUCACACAUGUGACAUUACCAAUUCCACAGCAGCUGGUCAGAAUUUGAGACAAAUGCUUGAAUUAGGCAGAUCCAAGCCCUGGACUCAAGCACUAGAAAGCAUAACAGGAGAAAAGUAUAUGAAUGCAACGCCCUUGCUCCACUACUUCGAGCCUUUAUUUAACUGGCUGCAAAAAAACAAUUCUGGCAGAGCUAUUGGUUGGAAUACAGCCUGGACUCCAUAUUAUGACAACGCCAUCAAAGUACGUAUCAGCCUGAAAGCAGCGCUGGGGGACCAGGCGUAUGACUGGGAUACAAGCGAGCUCUUCUUGUUCAAGUCAUCCAUUGCCUAUGCUAUGAGAAAAUAUUUCUCAGAGGUGAAGCACAAAGAAGUAGACUUCCAGAUUGCAGACAUCCAUGUUGGGGACGAGACACGAAGGAUCUCCUUCUACUUUACUGUCAGCAUGCCAGGUAACAUCAGUGAUGUUGUUCCCAGAGCUGAUGUAGAGAGUGCCAUCAGAAUGUCUCGGGAACGGAUCAGUGAGGCUUUCAAACUGGAUGAUAACACGCUGGAGUUUGUGGGCAUAUUUCCAACCCUGGCCGCACCUUAUGAACCACCAGUCACUGUCUGGUUAAUUGCAUUUGGGGUGAUCAUUAGCAUGGUUGUCAUUGGACUUGUUAUCUUGAUCAUCACUGGACAGAGAAAUCAAAGAAAGAGGGAGAGAGAAAAAGCAAGCAAAGCAGGAUCAAACUUCUCAGUGAACCCUUAUCAUGAAGAGGGAGAAAAUAACUUCGGUUUCGAACCGUCUGAAGAGAUGCAGACAGCGUUUUAGAAGACAUGCACGUGAACUAAGGAUUUUUAAUUUUUUUCAUUUCACUUUUAACAGUGGUGUCUAGCGAGGACCAAAACAAUAAUAGAUGUUAUCAAACAUGAUGGGUUCUGGCAUGCUAUAAAACUACUCAUUCACAGGCAACAGCAGCUUGGUGUCAUUUGCUGUGUAUGUGUUAACUAGAUUAUGUACAAAAAUGCAAGAUAUGCAUGCCCUGUGGCUUUUCUAUGAAUUAUGCAUAUCAUAACACAUACUGCUUGUGCUGCUCUUCCUAAACCUGCUGUAUCCAAUUUCUUUUUCCUCUGUAAUGAGGAACAAAAUCUUGGAAGUAUAAAGUUAUUUUAAGAUCAAGGCAGCCACAACUCACAUACUCCUGAUGCCCAUGAGGAACGUCUUGAUCUUUCUGGACGGAGAGCUUAAAACUGUAUCUAACAGAAAAAAAACUGACCACCAGAAGAACCUUUGUGGUGAAGAAAUCACGUUCAUAUGAAGUAACUGCAAUUUUUGCACUUUCAGAGAAUCUGAAUCAAUUCAAAAUGGGUCCUGAAUGAAGACAAAUAAGCACUUGAACUUUGUUAGAAAUGCAUAAUAUAAGUUAUUUUUCCAACUGGUUGCUUGAUAAGUUUGUAGAGACCAAAUAGCACAUUCCUCCUCCAA